CUUGCUAGACACGCCCAGGUACUGCAAACAAUAUGGGAGCGGGUGCCAGUAACCGUCGGACAGUGAGGGGUGAGUAUGCGUCAAUACAGAGGAAUCGGUCGGGCAGCGUGGAGAGUGCGGACGUUCAGACGAUGACUUGUCCGACGUGUCACGGGAAAGGAACGGUGGACAUCGAACCGGGUCAGAGCCCCGAACAACUCGUCGCUCUCAUUCCCUACCGAGACAAACGAUUGAAGCCGCGGAGAACGAAAUUGUACGUAGGACUGACGGUGACGAUGUGUGCUAUCGCGUCGGGAUUGCUUUUGUUCUUCUUGCUUCCUCGUUCGGUGUCCCUCAAACUGACAGAACCCCGGAUAAUCGGAUAUGCGGAGGUGGGAAACAAUAGUGUCGUAGUUGAUGUAAACUGUACUCUCUCCAUCAUUAAUGACAAUUUCUUGCCAAUCACAGUUGGAAGUGUAGAGAUUACUGUCAGAGAGACAGCAGUUCAGCUCGGUGGUAUAGUCAUCAACAGCUCGGACGCCAGCAUUUCAAUGAGAUCGACAAAGGAAUUCGUAUAUUCAGUGCAGCUUAAGUUUAGAGGCAAGCAAGGGCUCAGUGUGCGUAAACUGUGCGCUGGUGAAGACUGGAGAAAUCAUAAACUGAAUAUUGUAUUUCAAGAAUAUGUGCAAUAUACGUUUCUGAUGUCAUCGGAGAAGUUGGAGAACGAUAGCUAUUAUUUAUUGAACUGCAUCAAACCGGGCACAACUGCUCCUCCUUGAGACAUCGCAAAUGGCAUCAAGUUGAUAUUUACUUUUUAUUUUUGUACGUUUUGAUAGUGGAUAAAAUCGAUUGUUGUAUAGUUUUUACGUGAAUGGAACUGUAUGGAUUUAUUAAUGGUGCUUAUACAUUUAGGAAUUAAUUUACUGUAACUAUGCACUAGGAAACUAGCCAUGCUGUAUAGUUAGGUGGACUGUCAGUUAAUUUUUUACUAAAAAAUUGUAUAGCUGUGCUUCAACUAUUCUACUGUAUUAGAGUAGCAACUGUGAUAUUCCACAAACUUUAAUGUGGUAAAAUGAAUAGAUAAAAUAGUAGAAA
Corticium candelabrum is the source of this 1074-nucleotide messenger RNA. RefSeq names its product transmembrane protein 106B-like. The transcript has a single exon. The coding region runs from base 33 to 758 and encodes 241 amino acids. The record is from RefSeq and is a predicted model, not a curated record. Lineage: Eukaryota; Metazoa; Porifera; Homoscleromorpha; Homosclerophorida; Plakinidae.